This is a messenger RNA of Rhipicephalus sanguineus (brown dog tick), 450 nucleotides long. RefSeq lists its product as uncharacterized. The transcript has 12 exons. Lineage: Eukaryota; Metazoa; Arthropoda; Arachnida; Ixodida; Ixodidae. Bases 1 to 450 code for a protein of 149 amino acids. The record is from RefSeq and is a predicted model, not a curated record.
AUGGCUACUUCUUCAAGGUUCCAGACAACUGACGAGUCCACUUCAGAGACACCGUGGUGGUGGCAGACUCCUGAAACACGGCCAGGUGGUUCCUCAAAGUCAACACCUUGGUGGGAAAAAAGUGAGGAAGUGACACACACUAAACAUGUGACUGAAAGUUCCAAAACAGAAGUGACACUUAGUCAUAGCGGGACACCGUGGUGGUGGCAGACUCCUGAAACACGGCCAGGUGGUUCCUCAAAGCCGACACCUUGGUGGGAAGGAAGUUCCAAAACAGAAGAGACGCCUAGUCAUAGUGAGACAACUCAUGAAAUCAAAUCCACAUCAUCUGAACCUAAUGUGACAAUGACGACAGCAUCAAGUGAAAAGCAUUAUACAACCCCCAAAACUGAAACUGAACCCACAGUUACAGUAACAUCUACACGGGGAAACCUUGGAGGAUUACAAUGA